Messenger RNA from Colletotrichum chrysophilum, 591 nucleotides. RefSeq lists its product as uncharacterized. NCBI's taxonomy places the organism in Eukaryota, Fungi, Ascomycota, Sordariomycetes, Glomerellales, Glomerellaceae. Gene Ontology annotation, cellular component: RNA polymerase II, core complex. The coding region runs from base 1 to 591 and encodes 196 amino acids. The record is from RefSeq and is a predicted model, not a curated record. Gene Ontology annotation, biological process: transcription initiation at RNA polymerase II promoter; DNA-templated transcription; maintenance of transcriptional fidelity during transcription elongation by RNA polymerase II. The transcript has a single exon. Gene Ontology annotation, molecular function: DNA-directed RNA polymerase activity.
AUGGCCACCCCCAUGUCGACGACCUCCCAGGAGGACUCGAGCAACAAGAAGCUCGAGCAAAUCACCUUCCGCUUCUGCUCCGAGUGCUCCAACAUGCUGUACCCCAAGGAGGAUGAGGAGACCCAUAAGCUGCAGUUCACCUGCCGUACCUGCCAAUUCACCGAAGAGGCCCAGUCUACCUGCGUCUUCCGCAACGUUAUGAACAACGCCGCCGGCGAGACUGCCGGAGUUACCCAGGAUGUCGGCUCAGACCCUACUGUAGGUCACUCCCAGCCUGUCCUUGCCCCUGUUGUCUGCAUCGAGUGCGGCCACGCCAUCCUGUGCACUGGUUGUGGCAACCCCUCGGACGAGUUCGACGUCUCGGUCGUCUCCCAGCCCAACACCCCCAAGCACAAGAACAUGGAAAUCACCUGGGACGACUUGAUGGAGAUGGCCGAAGACGAUGCCAUGGAUGAAUACGACGAGGAGAAGGAGCCGACCGACGCUAUCAACCAAGACUUUGCCAACAUCAACCUUCACCACCAUCAAAACCCCGCCCCCGCCGCGCAGCACGUCUCAUGGCCUACCUUCCAACUCGCCGUCAACCAGUGA